This is a messenger RNA of Hibiscus syriacus, 1322 nucleotides long. Its product is annotated as alpha-glucosidase-like. The record is from RefSeq and is a predicted model, not a curated record. The transcript has 4 exons. Gene Ontology annotation, biological process: carbohydrate metabolic process. Bases 30 to 1322 code for a protein of 430 amino acids. Lineage: Eukaryota; Viridiplantae; Streptophyta; Magnoliopsida; Malvales; Malvaceae. Gene Ontology annotation, molecular function: carbohydrate binding; hydrolase activity, hydrolyzing O-glycosyl compounds.
GUCUGAAGAGGAAAAACAAAAACAAAACCAUGAAUAAAACGCAAAAGACAUACUUGUUAAAUAAUCUCUUAUUGUUUUUUAUAAUCAUUUCUUCUUCCUCUUCUUCUUGUUCAGUGAUUCACGGAGUUAAUGAAGCUGUUGGUUAUGGCUACAAACUGAAAUCUGUUUCCGUUGACCCGAACAACAAGUGGUUGACCGCUGGUCUUGCUCUUAUCCGCAACUGCUCUGUUUAUGGACCUGAUAUACAAAAUCUCAAUCUUUUCGUCAGCUCCGAGACAAGCAAUCGUUUGAGAAUCAGGGUUACAGACUCGGCGCAUCAAAGAUGGGAAAUCCCAAAAGAAAUCAUUCCUCGCCAAUCACAAGAUCAUUUCCACCUCAGUUCAUCAGUAAACCACCCAACGCGGAAGCAAAAGGAAACCCACUCGGUGUCGGACCCAACAUCAGACCUCAUUUUCACCCUCCGAAACACCACUCCAUUCGGUUUCUGGUUGACACGUCGCUCCUCCGGCGACACCCUUUUCGACGCAUCUCCGGAUCCAUCGGAUCCAAGCACUUUCUUGGUGUUCAAGGAACAAUACAUUCAACUCUCCUCCGCGCUUCCUGCAAACAGGUCGUCUCUUUACGGACUCGGGGAGCACACAAAGAGAUCGUUCAAGUUACAACGCGAUGAGACGUUGACGUUGUGGAAUGCGGAUUUGGCGAGUGCUAAUCUCGAUGUUAAUGUAAGAUCAGCAUCUGAAGAUGGCAGAGUAGCAGCAGGGACUAGCCAUGGAGUCUUAUUGCUUAAUAGCAAUGGGAUGGACAUAGUCUAUGGAGGAAACAGGAUAACUUACAAGAUUAUUGGAGGUGUUAUAGAUUUGUAUGUUUUUGGUGGACCAUUGCCACACACUGUGAUUCAGCAGUAUACUGAGCUUAUUGGCCGCCCUGCUCCCAUGCCUUAUUGGUCCUUUGGAUUCCAUCAGUGCCGAUAUGGCUACAAAAAUGUUUCUGAUGUUGAGGGUGUGGUUGCUGCCUAUGCAAAAGCCAUGAUCCCUCUCGAAGUUAUGUGGACGGACAUCGAUUACAUGGACAGAUUCAAGGACUUCACUCUUGACCCCAUAAACUUCCCUGAGGACCGGAUGAAGCAAUUUGUUGAUAAGCUUCAUCGGAAUAAUCAGAAAUACGUCGUCAUCGUAGAUCCUGGUGUCGGUGUAAAGAGUACAUACGGAAGCUACAUCAGAGGGAUGGAAGCUGAUGUAUUCAUAAAAAGAGAUGGCAUCCCUUACUUGGGUCAAGUUUGGCCUGGUCCGGUUAACUUCCCAGAUUUUUUAAAGAGAAAAUAA